Messenger RNA from Polypterus senegalus (gray bichir), 2688 nucleotides. RefSeq names its product basic leucine zipper and W2 domains 1a (gene bzw1a). The coding region runs from base 141 to 1400 and encodes 419 amino acids. NCBI's taxonomy places the organism in Eukaryota, Metazoa, Chordata, Cladistia, Polypteriformes, Polypteridae. The transcript has 12 exons. Gene Ontology annotation, molecular function: protein binding. Gene Ontology annotation, cellular component: cytoplasm; membrane. The record is from RefSeq and is a predicted model, not a curated record.
GAAUGGUAUUACCCCAGCGCGACCACGCUAUCCAUCUCUUUAGGCUGUGGGAGUUCGGCGUGUUGCUUGUUCGUUGUGAGGAAGUACCGUGUUUUCAGGUUCAGUAAUUUUUUUAUCAGCCUUAAUUUCGGGUGUCUUUUAUGAAUAAUCAAAAGCAGCAGAAGCCAACGCUAACAGGCCAGCGUUUUAAAACUAGGAAAAGAGAUGAAAAGGAGAGAUUUGACCCUUCUCAGUUUCAGGAAAGUAUUGUCCAAGGUCUGAAUCAAACUGGCACUGAUUUGGAAGCAGUAGCUAAAUUUCUUGACGCAUCAGGUGCAAAACUCGAUUACCGCCGCUAUGCAGAAACCCUCUUUGAUAUCCUGGUGGCCGGUGGGAUGCUGGCUCCAGGUGGUAGUUUGUCCGAUGACAUGACACGCACUGAAUACUGUGUGUUUACCGCACAGGAGGAUCUUGAGACCAUGCAGGCAUAUGCUCAGGUUUUUAACAAGCUAAUCAGGCGUUACAAAUACUUGGAGAAAGGAUUUGAGGAAGAAGUCAAAAAGUUGCUGCUGUUUUUGAAGGGUUUUACUGAGUCUGAGCGCAACAAGUUGGCGAUGUUGACUGGCAUUCUCCUUGGGAAUGGAAACUUGUCUGCAUCCAUUCUGUGCAGUUUGUUUAAUGAAAAUCUGGUUAAAGAAGGUGUGUCAGCAGCAUUUGCUGUAAAACUGUUCAAGUCUUGGAUCAAUGAGAAGGACAUAAACUCUGUUGCUGGCAGCCUUAGAAAAGUUGGCAUGGACAAUAGACUAAUGGAAUUGUUUCCUGCUAAUAAGCGAAGCUGUGAACACUUCUCAAAGUAUUUCACAGAUGCUGGUUUAAAGGAGUUGUCUGAUUUUGCCCGUAACCAGCAGUCAAUAGGUGCUCGAAAAGAACUUCAGAAAGAGCUUCAAGAACAGAUGUCCCGUGGGGAUUCAUUUAAAGAUAUAAUUGCUUACUGCAAGGAAGAGAUGAAGAAAGCAAGUCUUUCUGAACAGACGAUGAUUGGAAUUGUCUGGACAAGUGUAAUGAGUGCUGUAGAGUGGAAUAAAAAAGAAGAGUUGGUAACUGAACAAGCCAUCAAACACUUGAAGCAAUAUAGUCCACUUCUUAAAGCCUUCUCUUCUCAAGGCCUCUCAGAGUUGACUCUGCUGCUGAAAAUUCAGGAGUACUGCUAUGAUAACAUUCAUUUCAUGAAAGCCUUUCAGAAAAUUGUGGUGCUUCUUUACAAAGCUGAUGUUCUGAGUGAAGAAGCAAUUCUUAAAUGGUACACAGAAGCCCAUAUUGCUAAAGGAAAAAGUGUAUUCCUUGAGCAAAUGAAAAAAUUUGUGGAAUGGCUGAAAAAUGCAGAAGAAGAAUCAGAAUCUGACACUGAAGACGGUGACUGAAACAUGCCAACACUUAGCACCAGGAGUUGUAGAAUGUUUUGUUACAGAAGUGCUUGUUUUUUCCUUUUUCUUUCCUAUUCUACCUCCUGUUAAGUAAUGUUUAGCUGUAAUUUAAGGGCUUUAACAGGUUCAUUUUAACUCCUUUUUCUAUGUAAUAAAGUUUACACAUCACAUAGCAUCUUGUGAAUCCAUUGUUGUAAACUAAAAUAGCAUUCUUUUGAUUUGGAAAGUCUUGGAAAACAAUGUCCAGUUUCUACUAAAUUACAAAGUUUUCCUGCCCAGUCCCUUUGUAAAUUCAGUAUUUUUUUCUAACUUUGACACACCUGGUGUGGAAGUGUCUAAGUUUAGUGAUGGUAUGGUCAUGCAUUUUAAUUGCAUAAACAAUCUGUAAAAUGCUGCAGAUUUCAAGUUCCUUCUGUAUAGAAAAGAAUGUGUGUGGUUUUCCAGGUGCAAAUGAGAAUUUUUUUUGCCUCUAUAAAUCUAGAUGGGAAAGAAAAGUAAGCUGUAAGGUACAUCUUGGCAAAUUUUAUUGUGCAGUCAAAUCUAUAAUAUGUCUAGAAUGGAGAGAGGCUAAGGUGACCUAGCCUAGUUACACAUUUUAAAGACUAUGGAUUAUAUAUAAUAUUAUAUAUAUAAACCUGAACCCCCUUGACAAUUUUUUUUUAAACUUUUGAUUAUAUGAAACUCGAGCAUCUAUCAGCCUAUAUUAGCAAGUUCUUUUUAGUAAUUUUUUUCCCCACUUUCACUGAGCAGAAAUGGAGGGAGCUGUGUGUGUGUGCAACCAUGUUUCUGGAGAGCAAUGUUGGUUAAGUAAUAGGCAAAUGUGCACCAUUGAGGUUGCACAGUUAUGUCCUGCUGACUGACAAAAGGUAGCUGCUACAGAGGAGACAGAUGAACAAUAUAUUAUCUGUUAAGCAUCUUUUUCUCUCUCUCUCUCUCUCUCUCUGACCUUUUAAUUGGGAUUUUCUGUGCCUUUCUCAUACUUAUGCAAAGAAAGUAAAACCUUCCUACAGUCCAAUGUGGCUGACACAAAUUUACCAGUCCUCUAUGAAGGGUUGACAAGGCAGGAUAAUUCCACUUAAGUGUUUAUGCUGAAGAAAUCGUUCAAUAUUCUUUUUAGUUGUGAAAUUUAGCAGACUGACUCUCCAGGUCCAUGGCUGCAAACAACUGGACAAACCAGUUUGUGCUAAUUGUAACAGCUUUGAUUUGAAAUUGCCAGUGAGUCUAUGAAGCCUAAAUUGUGUAGCUUUAUAAAACACCCCUAAUUUUAAUAAAAGUAUAAAACACU